Tachyglossus aculeatus (Australian echidna) is the source of this 2575-nucleotide messenger RNA. It is a transcript of the gene HHIPL2, whose product is annotated as HHIP like 2. Lineage: Eukaryota; Metazoa; Chordata; Mammalia; Monotremata; Tachyglossidae. The record is from RefSeq and is a predicted model, not a curated record. The coding region runs from base 1 to 2301 and encodes 766 amino acids. The transcript is spliced from 9 exons.
AUGCUGAGGGAGUUGGCUCCUCGAGGGGGCCCAAGUUCCUGGCUUUCCACCUCCUCCUCAUGUCUCUGCCUCUGCUUCUUGCUCUUGCUAGGCCAGGCCACCAUGCUGCAGGGCCACCCCCAGUGCCUGGACUACGGGCCUCCAUUCCGGCCCUCUGUGCACCUGCGGUUCUGCUCCGACUACCAGACAUUCGGCUGCUGCAGUCCGACCAAGGAUCAGCGCAUUGCUGCUCGCUACAAGGAAAUCGUGGGUUCCUUUGACCUACGGGGUUCCCAGCUCUGUGGGGGCUACAUCAAGGACAUCCUCUGCCAGGAAUGCUCCCCCUUCGCCGCCCACCUCUAUGAUGCUGAGAAUCCUCAGACGCCCCUCCGGAACCUUCCGGGCCUCUGUUCUGACUACUGCUCUGCUUUCCACCAUGACUGCCGCUCUACCAUCUCCUUCUUGACCAGUGACCGGCACCUUAGGCGGUCCUGCGACAGGGGUGGUGCCCACUUCUGCCACCUCCUCAGCCUCCCGGACCGGGACUACUGCUUCCCCAACGUGCUCAGGAACACCCAGCUUAAUCGCAACCUGGGCGCGGUGGUGGAGGACCCGCGGGGCUGCCUGCAGCUCUGUCUGACCGAGGUGGCCAACUGGCUGAGGAACCCGGUGGCCAUGGUGCAUGCCGGCGAUGGCACCCACCGUCUCUUCGUGGCUGAGCAGGUUGGGGUGGUCUGGGUCUACCUGCCCGACUGGAGUCGGCUGGAGAAGCCCUUCCUGGAUCUCAGGAGCCUGGUCUUGACCACCCCAUGGAUUGGGGACGAGAGGGGCUUCCUGGGGCUGGCUUUCCACCCCGAUUUCCGCCAAAACCGCAGGUUCUACAUCUAUUACUCCUGUCUGGACAAGAAAAAGGUGGAGAAGAUCCGCAUCAGUGAGAUGAAGUCUUCUCGAGCUGAUGCCAACAAGGCCGACCCAAACUCUGAAAGGAUCAUCCUGGAGCUGGACGAACCGGCUGCCAAUCACAACGGUGGGCAACUCCUUUUCGGCCUGGAUGGUUAUUUGUAUAUAUUCACUGGGGAUGGCGGGCAAGCUGGGGACCCCUUUGGCAAGUUUGGGAAUGCUCAGAACAAGAGCUCGCUGCUGGGGAAGGUUUUACGGAUAGACGUGACCAGGGCCUAUGCCUACGGCCAGCGCUACUGGAUCCCCCCAGAUAACCCUUUCGUCUCCGAGCCGGGGGCCCAUCCUGCCAUCUAUGCGUACGGAGUCAGGAACAUGUGGCGAUGUGCUGUGGACCGUGGGGACCCAGCCACCCACCGAGGCAGAGGCAGGAUAUUCUGUGGUGAUGUUGGCCAGAACCGGUUCGAAGAAGUCAACCUCAUCGUUAAAGGAGGGAACUACGGCUGGAGGGCCAAGGAGGGGUUUGAGUGCUACGACAAAAAGCUCUGCCAUAAUGCUUCUUUGGAUGAUGUGUUGCCAAUUUAUGCGUAUGAUCAUGCCGUAGGGAAGUCGGUCACUGGUGGCUAUGUCUACAGGGGCUGUGAGUCCCCUAACCUAAAUGGCCUUUACAUCUUCGGAGACUUCAUGAGUGGUCGACUUAUGGCUUUGCAGGAAGAUGGGAGGACAGAUAGAUGGAAGAAACAAGAUAUCUGCAUUGGAAACACUCAGGCUUGUGCCUUCCCAGGGCUAAUCAGCACUUACAGCAAAUUUAUCAUCUCCUUUGCUGAAGAUGAAGCAGGGGAGCUGUAUUUUUUGUCCACAUCUUAUCCAAGUGCCUACACUCCCCACGGAUCGAUCUACAAAUUUGUUGAUCCUGCAAGGCGAGCACCUCCAGGCAAGUGCAAACACAGACCGUUGCCCGUCAAAGUCAAGAGUAAGCGGAUCCCAUUCACACCACUCGCCAAAACCGUUCUGGGACUGCUUCGAGAGAAGGCUGAAGCAGCUCUUAAGAAAUCAUCUACUGCGACCUCAGCUUCCUCAGUUCCCACUCGGCAUGUGAGCUCUGCUCGGAAAGGCUCCUCCAAGAAGCACGCGGCCCUCGAAAGUACCAGGAAGCUCUCCCCCAAGAAAAGACCUAGCAAGAAGGUCCCACCCAACUUAGGCACCUGGCCACCGUUGGCCAAAGAAUGGUCUCCCAGGGUGGCCCCUGGUCCUCGAGGGAAGAGACCCAAGAGCCCCAGGGUCCGUGGGGCUAGCACAACAAAGAGGCCCCCACAGCAGAGAAAAGCCAGAGAUGCUGCUUGCCUUCAAUGUUCCCUGAGCCAAAGUGGUCAACAAGGAGAAAGGGCUGAAGAGAACUGGGACCCACCGGGAAACUCCAUCUGAAUGCUGUUCCUGCUCUUCGGAGAUGGGGCUAGCGUGGGGGGUCAUGCAGGGUGAGUGGGGCUGAAAUGGAGGCUUGGUUGUAGUUCUUUUUCCCCUGAAUCCAUCUGACUGUUGAUAAACUUUGUCACACAGUAUGCUGGCAGAACCGAGGCCCACGAGGCUCUGUCUGGGAACAAAGUGCUAUGUACUGUAACCACAAGGCAUCAGUUUCUUUCUUUUUUUUUUCAAAUCAACUACCACCCCAAAGCAAUAAAUCAGCAUUGUUCAAAACUCA